Messenger RNA from Polypterus senegalus (gray bichir), 4884 nucleotides. Its product is annotated as KIAA0513 ortholog. The transcript is spliced from 13 exons. The coding region runs from base 255 to 1493 and encodes 412 amino acids. NCBI's taxonomy places the organism in Eukaryota, Metazoa, Chordata, Cladistia, Polypteriformes, Polypteridae. The record is from RefSeq and is a predicted model, not a curated record.
CGCUCUGGAUCUGCGCAUGCGGAAUUUAUAGGUCCGCACCAAGCAUACACGGAUUAAGGGGGCGGGGUCACCAGAUGUUGGCACUUCAUUUGGGGCACAAUCAGACACAGGACGAACAGGGAAUAAGGCUGCUGAGGGAAGGAAGUCAGUAUUGAUCAAUUACGUCGAAGAUAGCCAUAGACAUUAAGGAUAUUGUAUUCAUUAUGCUCCACAAGUGAAAAAAAAUAUAAUUUAAAAGAAAAAGCAUUAGCAGUAUGGAUGUUGAUGCUGUUCCUGUUGGCAACCUGAUUGAUUUUGAUUCAGAACCUUCAGUAGUUGAGUCUUCAUCACCUGCAACCCAGAAGACUUCAAAUUAUUCUGACAACAUCCAUGAGGAAGACACUGGCAAUGAUAGUGAAGCGACAGAAUCUGCUGAUAGUGAAAAUGAGGCAACUGAUUCACCUUGCCACAGUGGUUGGAGCCAUUCUCGUCGUUCCUCUUCCAAUGAGUCCUUCUCCUCUAUUCAAAGUGUAGAAUAUACAGAAGACGAGGAAGCAACAGAAAGGAGGGAAUUCAUAUGCAAAUAUGUGGACAAGAUAUUUCAUGGAGGAGAGGAAAUUGACCAAGAGGAGAAAGCACGGUUUGGCCAGCUGUGCUCUGGGGACAAUAGCAAAGAAAGGGAAUGGUUUGCCAAAUACGUCAGUGCCCAGCGGUGCAAUUCAAAAUGUGUUUCAGAACAGACAUUCUACAGGCUUGUCCAGUCAUUUGCUGUUGUUCUUUUUGAGUGCUACCAAACAGAUGACUUUGGUCCAGCCAAAAAUCUGAUGACCAUGUGCUUCACAUAUUAUUAUAUAGGAAAAAUGCAUCUGUCCCCAAAUGAAUUUAUGGAAAAACCAUCCAGUGGCAUUGAUUCCUACAUAAAAUCUGCCAACACGUGGCUGUCAGAGAAGAAAGACAUUGCUGAACGGCUUCUUAAAAAUACGAGUAGUAAGACAGAAAAUGUUAAGGGAUUUUUUGGAGGUCUUGAAAACAAGCUGAGAGGCCCCUUAACAAAGAAAAAUGAAGAUGCAGAGAAUAAGCCUGAAGAGAAGCCUAAGAAGACUGUUCAACUGGAUUAUCCUGAAGAAAAAAAGGGAGAGAAGAUUUAUCUUUAUGUGCACCUUAAACAACAACCAAUCUGGCACACACUUCGGUUCUGGAAUGCUGCCUUUUUUGACGCAGUCCACUGUGAGAGAAGGAAGAGGUCUCCUACUACCAGGAGGAAUGCUGGGGAGCAAAAACACAAGAGAGAGAAGUGGUGUCAUAUGACACAGGAAGAGAAGGACGACAGUCUAAGGUUUAAUGAAAACAUUACAUUUGGUCAGCUGGGAACCUUUACACAUAAUAUGAUCGCUUUUGGGCUUAGCAAGAAGCUCUGCAAUGAUUUUCUUAAGAAACAAGCUAUUAUUGGCAAUCUAAAUGAAGAGCAAUACAAGCUGCUUACAGAUCACAUUGAACAGAUGGCUUUGGAAUAAGGGACAACCGCAAAAAAAGAUACUUGCAGCAAUUCUUUUUGCAUGGCAGUUGCCAUCUUGUAGCAUGGUAUACUACAAAGUGAUUUAGAAAAAAAAUGCAGUAACCAUAAUUUAUCCAAAAAUUAUGUCUGUUAAACUCUACUAUCAAAAAAUAAAGCAAUUUAGAAUACACAAGUAUCCCUUUAGCGUGCAUUGCAAUGAUACUUUAGAGACAAUGAUGAAAAUACUUUCAAUGGGACAAAAUAUCUCUUCACUGUUCUUUACCAUAUUUUAAAAAUGCAAAAGUGCAAAAACUGCAAGCCAAACAUCAGACUUUCUCUGAAGGUGACGUUUUUUGAACGAUUGGAAUAACCAUGUUCCAUUUCUUUUUUAAACAAUAGUAGCACUAGUGUAAAAUUGCCAUUAUGGUGCACUGUGUUUGAUAAAAUGAAGAUGCAGUGCGAAGUAAGAAAUUGUCAUAAACAAAAUAAAGCAGUUAAACCCAUUUUCAUUUGAGAUAAAAGUAACCAAAUUUUUUUUUGUUUCUAUUGUUUCUAUUGUUUUAUUUUCUAAGUGCCUUUAAAGACCUGCAAAACAUUUUUGGCCAAUUGUGAAACGAUUACUGAUACAAUUUAGUGGGCAACUUUUUUAGACACUUAAGUUGCUUAUUAAAUACUUACAUUUUGCUAAAAAUUAUAGUAUUUUAUAUGUGCCACCUGUUUAUGUAAUAAAGUAAAACAGUGUUUUGGCAUGUAUUUUGAUAACUAGUCCUUUGUCAGCAAUAGAAAUUUAAAUAGAAAUUGUUUUGUUUUAACAAUAAAUCGCCAAUGACUAUACACAUAUACAGUAUUUUGUAAAAAGUUCCACACGGCUUAAAUGCUAAUUUUGAUAAUAUAAGCAGCAUCUGCCAUGUGCAUUGUUUCUUUAGGGCAUAAUAAGAUGCUUUAUUUUUUGAAACACUGUUUUUGCCAGUGAGAUUUGUUGUGUAUUAUAUUCCUGAAAAACAAUCUGUAAAUGAUAUUUUUUUAUUUAUUUAGAGGACUAUUUAAAGGAGAUCUCUUAUCAUGUUAAUGGAAAUUUUCACAGUUACAUCAAAUUAAUGUUCAUUAAAGGCAAAUAGUAUAGAAAUUCAAUAGGCAGGCUGCUUAAGCAUGAAUGCUUAAUGGGACAAAAUAUGUUUUAGCAUUGAUUAGCAUUAAAAUAUAAUUGCAUUAAUUUUUAAUUAUUAGUGUAUUUCAUAUUUAAUGACCAUUGGUAUUAUAGAUUAAAUGUGACAGAGGAGCACCUUAUGGAGUCUUUAAACAUUUCAUUCCAAAUUUGUUUUUUUUCUUUUCUUGGGUAGAUUGUAAGAUGUUUAUACUAAAAUGGGCUUUAAUUUUAAAGAGUACAUCUGACUGGGAGAAAAAUAAAUGGCAAGCUAUUCGCUUAAAGAUCUAUAAGAAGACUUUGGGAAAAAUUAUAGUUUGGCCAGAUUAUACAUAAUGUUACAAAUACCAGUUUCACAGAUGUCGAAAUAAUGUGCAGAAAAAAUACAUCUUUGAAAUAUUUUCCACAAUAAGUAAUAAUGUUGUGUAUGUAUCUGGCCUUAAAACCUUUACCCUGCUUUUGCAAAUACCCAAUUACUGAGCACUAGUUGGUAAAAUUAUUGCUUAAUAAACAAAAAUGUGAAGGUAAUGUUCAGAUAAUUUAUAUUUGCUGGAAAUAAAAGUUGCAGUUGUUGUUCUUUACAAUUCACUAUUUUUUAACUUAUUUUUGAGAAUGUGAAGUUAUAGUGUUUCUCAAUUGCAUUGAGACAAAAUAUUUUGCUGUGUGUAGAUUUGUUUAUGGUGCAAUUUUAUGGUUUUGAGGCAAUAUUUUUAUGCAUUGAAAUUGUAUUUUUAGAAGAAAAGAUGUCUAUGCUAGUGUGCUUUCCCUUUUAUAAAUGUUCUAAAUUAAAGGUUUACAAGGCUUACUAAGUAAUGUGUGCAUAUCUGCAAUGUUUUUACUGUUCAUUUUUGUUUAUCUGAUUAUGUGAAUCAAGAAAUGACUGAAUAUAAUGCAUAAAAUCAUUCCAUUGUCCAGUAUGCCAAAGGAAAAAUAAAAUGUAGAGGUUGGAUACAUCAGAAAAUGUCAUCCCAAAUAUGUAUACACUCUAGUUUUUGUAAGGUUUUUAAAUUAAUAUCAGAUGUUGGCAGUAGGUAACAACAAUUUUUAAACUGUGUGAUACAAUUCCCCUUGGAAAGUACAUUAAGCUGUGCAAGAAGCCGCCUUUCAAAUAGUGUAUUGUUUAGUUUAUAGUACAAUUUGUGUUGUUACUCAAAGCUGUAAUAAAACUUCUGCGGCUUUCAUUGUCAUACACAGUGUAGCUAGCUACUGUUCAAAACAUUUACAUCAAGGAAAUCUUCUUCUUCUUCUGGUUCACAAUUAAAGGAUGCUUUUAAAAGGAAACAUUAUGAGUACUCAUGGCAGAGGUAAUAGAAUGGUUUUACAAAAAGGUUCACAUAUCUUUAAUGUGUAAUGUUUUGUAUAGGAUUGACUGGAUAACAUGUUGGCUAGACUGGGUGUGUAUGUUUCAUAGUUUUAUAGGCUUUAUGCUUGUGAAUCCAAAUAUAAUUUUUGAAUGUGAAAGUAAAAAUGUAUUUUUGAUUCAAACUUGUCAAUUUGUUGUAUACAUAUUAUGUACUGUACACACAAAUAUGCUGAACACGUGUGUGUAUGUAAUGUACAGUGUAAUACAUUUUUCCAAUUUAUCUGAACAUCACGUACACAAAUCUGUAACCAUUAUUAGAUAAUUGUACAUGUUUUGUUGAGCUGUUGUAACCAUUUACGUUUCGUUUUUAAUUUUGUUGGUUAUGUUCAGACAUCUAUUAGGCUGUUUAGUUAUAUUACCUAUAGCCAAACUUUAGCUCUUCCAUAAUUUAUUUGUGUGUGUUAACAGUGUUGGUCUAGUGUAAAAUGUUAAUCGAUAAUAUUUGCCAAUUGCUUUCUCUGUAUUAUAUAGACAUAAUGUGUUACUCAUGAUCAUCUUACCAUCUAAUGAAAUAGAUAAACAACAUUUGUGAUCGUGUGUGACUGACGUAGGCAAUAGUAAAAACAUGUAGAACCCUAUUGUGAAUUUCAUUUUAAAUGCUGUGUGCACUGAGUUUGUGUAACUUGUGUGUAAAAUUCAGCGGCUGUAUAUGUAUGAAUAUGUAUGUGUAAUUACACAUGUAUAUUUAUAUACACAUACUUUUUCUUUAUGUACAGUAUUCUGCAUGGUAGUCAAAUCACAUUUUGAUUUUACUUUUAAUUCUACAUCUGCAGUUAUUGAAAUGUAUUUUUAUUUGUGGUAAACCUACUGAAUAUGGAAAUACUGUAAUAAAUCUGUUUUAAUUACAAUGAUAAUGGUUUGUCAUGCUUGACAAUGAACUAAUAAAACUUAAAUGAUCCCAUG